AAGCGCGCGGCCGGUGCAGGGGGAGCGCGCGCACUAGGGCCAGCGGAGGCCGCAGGUCGCCGCCAUCAUGGUGCCAGGCGCCGGGUUCGCUUCACUCCUCAGGCGGCUGGGGGGCACCACGCGUGGCCUCGGCUCCGGGACACAGGCGCGGAUCGAUAAGAAUAAAAAACCUCAUAUCAAAUGGAAGCCACAGAAACAAAUUUGCAUACCAGUUUUGGAACAUUUUGAUAACAAAUAUAGACAAGAACAUGGAGAGUUGUGGGACAAAGCAAGAGAAGUAUUGCUACUUCCAUGCAGCUGGCAGUAUGGUGUGCUUGUAAAUAAGUUCAGCCACUGUGUACCAUUUGAAGACCUGCUUCAAUCACGGGGAUAUAGGAAUUUUCUCCAAGAUGUUUUGCCAUUUUCCCAGCAUUCCUUACAAUGUUACAUCAGCAAGGACAAGAACCGGUUCCCCAGACUUUUGCAUCAUGCGGAAAGGUUGAAGGAAUAUUACCUGCUGAAUGCAACCUCUUUGCUGCCUGUCCUUGCGUUGGACGCCCAAGAUGGAGAAAGUGUGUUGGACAUGUGUGCUGCUCCAGGAGGGAAAUCUAUAGCAAUACUGCAGAGUGCCACUCCACGUCAUUUUGUCUGCAAUGAACACGACAGUUUGCGUUUUAAAUGGCUGAAGCAAACACUCGAGUCUUUUGUACCCGAAGACUUAAGAGGGGUAAUUUCUGUGACCAAUCUGGAUGGAAGAGACAUUGGUCCACAAAAGCCACAAAUAUUUGACAAGGUGCUGGUGGAUGCUCCUUGUUCAAAUGACAGAAGUUGGUUGUACUCUUCUGAUGUCCUUAAGGCUCGCAUAAGGAUUGCACAUGCGUCUAACCUACCUGUUUUACAGGAGCAAUUAUUGAGGUCUGCUCUUGAGGCAUUGCGCCCUGGAGGGACAUUGGUUUAUUCUACAUGCACACUGUCACGAGCAGAAAAUGAUGAUGUUGUGGCCUCUCUCCUGAAUUCGUAUGACAACAUUCAGACUGUGAAUUUAGCAGACUUGGCACGUUCCCUUUCUCAUAACUUCACAUUUGCUAAAGGUGUACAGCAUGGACAAUUAAUUGUGCCAGUGAAGGGUAAAACCUGGGGACCUAUGUAUGUCAGCAAACUAUGGAAGGUGCACUGACUUGAAAUCAAGUUAUAGGUUUAAAAGAUGGAUGUGUACAAUAAUCAUGGCAGGCUGAGCGUGUUCAAAGUUUUUAAAUAAAUUGACUGGCAGAAAUGAAAUUUUUACCUCA
Molecule: messenger RNA, 1268 nt
Organism: Amblyraja radiata (thorny skate)
Lineage: Eukaryota; Metazoa; Chordata; Chondrichthyes; Rajiformes; Rajidae
Product: tRNA (cytosine(34)-C(5))-methyltransferase, mitochondrial
Exons: 6
Coding region: 68-1156 (362 amino acids)
Biological process (GO): rRNA methylation
Cellular component (GO): mitochondrial large ribosomal subunit
Molecular function (GO): RNA methyltransferase activity
Source: RefSeq, a predicted model, not a curated record